Penaeus indicus is the source of this 3314-nucleotide messenger RNA. RefSeq names its product methionine synthase-like. The annotation marks the transcript as partial. Gene Ontology annotation, molecular function: cobalamin binding; zinc ion binding; methionine synthase activity. The record is from RefSeq and is a predicted model, not a curated record. Lineage: Eukaryota; Metazoa; Arthropoda; Malacostraca; Decapoda; Penaeidae. The transcript is spliced from 18 exons. Gene Ontology annotation, cellular component: cytosol. Gene Ontology annotation, biological process: tetrahydrofolate metabolic process; homocysteine metabolic process.
AAAGGGUGCGCGACUUUGAAAUCGGUCUCUUGAGGAAAGGCUUACUGUGUGAUCGCGUGUAGUCGAGUACCGUUGGUGAUAGUACACGCUGACGUGACACUUGAAAGAUGACGUUAAACAAACGUCCAGCGGCGAUGUCAGGCCGCGCUCAGGAGAUCCAGCAGGCCCUGGAGGAGCGCAUCCUGGUCAUCGAUGGAGCCAUGGGAACUAUGAUUCAGCGGCACAAACUGGAGGAGGAGGACUACAGAGGAGAGGAGUUCAAGGACCACUCCUGCUGUCUCAAGGGCAACAAUGACCUUCUCUCUCUCACGAGACCACAGAUUAUCCUAGGAAUUCAUAAGGAAUACUUGGAAGCAGGUGCUGAUAUUAUUGAGACAAACACCUUUAGUGGCACAAAAGUAGCUCAGGCUGAUUAUAAGUUAGAACACAUCUGCUAUCGGCUGAACUUAGAGUCAGCUCGCCUAGCAAGACGUGCAGCGGAUGAGGUAACAGCAGCUACUGGGAAGCAGCGCUAUGUUGCUGGUGCUUUGGGUCCAACCAAUAGGACCUUGUCGAUAUCACCAUCGGUUGAGAGGCCAGACUUCAGGAAUAUUACCUUUGAUGAAUUAGUCCACGCCUACUCUGAACAAGCCAAGGGACUGUUGGAUGGAGGAGUCGACAUCCUGCUAGUGGAAACAGUUUUUGAUACUGCGAAUGCAAGAGCUGCUCUCUUUGGCAUUCAGUCUUUAUUUGAGACGGAGUAUGAUCCUGUACCUGUUUUUGUAUCGGGAACUAUUGUUGACAAAUCUGGAAGAACUCUGUCAGGCCAAAUGGGUGAAGCAUUUAUUAUUAGUGUGUCUCAUGCACAGCCUAUGUGCAUUGGCUUGAACUGUGCUCUUGGUGCUGUUGAAAUGAGACCUUUCAUCGAGUCCAUUGGGCUAAACACCAAGUCAUUUGUCAUUUGUUACCCAAAUGCUGGUCUCCCAAACACAUUUGGUGAUUAUGAUGAAACUCCUGAAACCACUGCCAAUCACAUCAGGGAGUUUGCAAGAGACGGACUUGUCAAUGUUGUCGGAGGGUGUUGUGGAACUACACCAGACCAUAUCAGGGCAAUAGCAGAGGUUGUAGCAGACAUUCAGCCUCGCAUCCCCCCGUCAUCUUUGUAUGAAGGUGCACUGCAACUGUCAGGGUUGGAGCCCAUGAGAGUUACCAAAGAAACCAACUUUGUUAAUAUUGGUGAAAGGUGCAAUGUUGCAGGUUCAAGGAAGUUCUGUAGACUGAUUAAGAAUAACCAGUAUGAAGAAGCACUUGCAAUUGCCAAAGCACAGGUUGAAAAUGGUGCCCAGGUGUUGGACAUUAACAUGGAUGAAGGUUUGUUAGACGGCAAAGCUGCCAUGUCUCGCUUCCUUAACCUUAUUGCCACAGAGCCUGACAUCUGUAAGGUCCCUAUGUGUAUAGACUCUUCCAACUUUGAAGUGAUUGAAGCAGGCCUCAAAGUGAUUCAGGGGAAGUGCAUUGUAAACUCUAUCUCACUUAAGGAAGGAGAAGAGGACUUUCUUCAGAAAGCUAGAAUCAUAAAAAAGCAUGGGGCUGCAGUGGUUAUCAUGGCUUUUGAUGAAUCAGGGCAGGCUGUGGAUAUAGAAAAUAAAGUGAGUAUAUGCCAACGCUCCUACAAACUUUUGACAGAGAAAGUUGGAUUUGACCCAAAUGAUAUUAUUUUUGACCCCAACAUUCUGACUGUUGCAACUGGCAUAGAGGAGCAUAACAUUUAUGGCAUCAACUUCAUUAAGGCUACAGAAUUAAUCAAGAGCACCUGCCCGGGUGCAAGAGUGAGUGGUGGUGUUAGCAACUUCUCCUUUUCAUUCCGAGGGAAGGACACCAUCCGCGAAGCAAUGCACUCAGUGUUUCUCUACCAUGCUAUCGCAGCAGGCAUGGACAUGGGUAUUGUAAAUGCGGGUUGCCUGCCUCUCUAUGAUGACAUCAGCAAAGAGCUCUUACAGUUGUGUGAGGUUAUAUUGUGGAAUUUAGACCCUAAUGGUACAGAAAAGUUGUUAGCCUAUGCAGAAAAGUCUUCGGAACAGGCCAAAGUUGGAACAGUCACUGAUGAUUGGCGGACAAAAUCAAUUGAGGAGAGAUUACAACAUUCUUUAGUGAAAGGUAUUGAUAAGUACAUUGAAUUAGACACAGAGGAAGCAAGACAAUGUAAGGACAAAUACCCAAGGCCCCUGAAUGUCAUUGAAGGUCCACUCAUGAGUGGAAUGAGUAUAGUUGGAGAAUUGUUUGGUAUUGGAAAAAUGUUCCUUCCCCAAGUCAUCAAGUCUGCCCGAGUGAUGAAGAAAGCUGUUGCAUACUUAAUCCCAUUCAUGGAAGAGGAGCGUGCUGCCCAACUAGCGGACAGUGAAGAACUUUCUGAUAGUGACAGGUACAAUGGCACAAUUGUCCUGGCUACAGUCAAGGGUGAUGUCCACGACAUCGGAAAGAAUAUUGUUGGUGUCGUUCUAGGUUGCAAUAAUUACCGAGUGGUUGACUUGGGAGUCAUGUGUCCCUGUGACAAGAUUCUGGAAGCAGUAAUUGCAGAGAAAGCAGACAUAUUGGGAUUGUCAGGGUUGAUCACUCCCUCUCUUGAUGAAAUGAUCUUUGUUGCUCGGGAGAUGGAAAGAUUGGGCUUGCAGAUACCAUUACUUAUUGGUGGAGCAACAACUUCAAGAGCUCACACUGCAGUCAAAAUUGCACCAAGGUAUAGACACCCAGUAGUGCAUGUGUUAGAUGCCUCCAAGAGUGUGGUUGUGUGUUCCUCCCUCCUGGACUCAAAUAAUUAUGACGACUUUAUAGAUGACCUGAAGGAAGAUUAUGAAGCAAUAAGAGAAGAACACUACGAUGGCCUCCAGGAAAAGAAAUACGUCAGUUUGGAAGAAGCACAAAAAAGGAAAUUUGUCAUAGAUUGGAAAAAUGAGUUACCACCAGUCGUACCAAAGUUCUUGAACACGAAAGUCUUCAGGAACUAUGAUCUAAACCUCCUGACACAAUACAUUGACUGGAAGCCCUUCUUUGACGUCUGGCAGUUGAGGGGAAAAUAUCCUAACAGAGGUUACCCAAAGAUUUUCAAGGAUGAAACUGUAGGAGCGGAAGCAAAACGCGUAUAUGAUGAUGCACAAAAGCUUCUCAAAAACAUUAUAGCAGAGGGCUCCUUAGUUGCUCAUGGCAUUGUAGGCUUUUACCCUGCUAACAGUGUUGGAGAUGACAUAGAAAUCUACAGUGACGAAUCAAGAUCGCAGGUUCUUGCAAAAUUGUAUGGUCUUAGACAGCAGGCUGAAAAAGAAAGUCAUGACCCAUUU